Molecule: messenger RNA, 2424 nt
Organism: Penicillium salamii
Lineage: Eukaryota; Fungi; Ascomycota; Eurotiomycetes; Eurotiales; Aspergillaceae
Source: the annotation of a GenBank genome assembly
AUGACGUCUGAACGGACUGAAUCGACCUCCACUUUAACGGACUCCGCAUCCCCAAUGAUUCCCGCCAAGAACCCCGGCCAGGCCUCGGAGCCCGACGCCGACGCCAAGUCGAAAGCUCAGCCUUCCCAGGUCCGCUUCUCAUCCAUCACAGAGGAGAUCGCGCCCUCUCGAUCCGAAUUGUCUCCUGUUCCCGAAGUUCAGCAGCCUCAGCAAAAGCCUCCCACCGAAGAGGAACAGCUACGGUCGCUUGCCAUGAGUCUCCAGGGCACACAGCUCCAGGAGUCACGGGCUCGGAACUUCUCGUUUGACCCUAUGUCUCUACCUUCCUCAAGGGUCGCUUCUCGAGAGUCGAGUCGCAGUGGAUUAGGCACUGGUUCCUUCGCCUCCCCGCAUGCUUCUCCCCCCGUUUCUGCUGUACAAUCACCCCCUCUUACUCCCGCCGCGACCCAUUCCCGCGAAGGCAGAACCAGCGACGGCGCCUCCCUAACAUCCGCAACCCGACCUCACGUGCAGACAAAUUUCACCCCCGAAGCAUCACCCCCAGUUGGCUCAGUCGAUAAGAAUGGGACCUCUCGGCCUACUUCGAAUUCUUCUCGGCCUCCAUCUACCGAUCAGCUGCCUAUUCGUCAAAGUGAGGGGUCGGACCGCGCAGAUCAUGUCGCUCAGCUCCCACGGCAUCGGGCACAAUUCUUCAUUGGAAAUGACGGAGGCGCGCAAGACGAAAGCCCUCCCGCCACCCCGAGAGAUUCUCAUACACCGCCGGGGGCUAUGACCCCGGUAGGCGAACCUAAUGAUCCAUAUGCGCGUCACAAACGUCCUCCUCAGUCCAAAAAUCUUGCUCAGCUGGAUCCUCGGUUCAUCUUCAGCAGCCGAGAUGCGAAGCGAUCAUUUCGUCCGGGAACACCCCGAUCAGCCAGCGCGAAUGAUCUCAGCAAGACUGGCGAUAAGCGAAGCAUAUUUGGUGGAAACAAGAAGGAUUCUGGAAACGAGAAGCCCCAUGGUCAUGGCCACCACGGGUCCAUGUCUGAACUGAAACGAUUUUUCAAGAUGGGUCAUCGCAACAAGCGAUCCGAAUCCCCAUCGUCCAUGCCAAAGAAGUCAAGUCGGGGAUCUGGAAAGAACACCCCGUAUCAAAUGGCCCCUGACAACGUUCCCUUCGCGGAUGAUCAUGGACUGAACUCCAAGUAUGGAAAAAUGGGCAGGGUCCUUGGGUCUGGUGCUGGAGGCUCCGUCCGUCUUUUGAAACGGAACAGUGACGGUGUAACCUUUGCAGUCAAACAAUUCCGUGAUCGGCACAAUUGGGAGAGCCUGAAGGAGUACUCUAAGAAAGUCACUGCGGAAUUCUGUAUUGGCUCCACUCUGCAUCAUGGCAAUAUCAUUGAGACGCUCGAUAUCAUCCAAGAAGGAACUCACUGGUACGAAGUCAUGGAGUAUGCCCCAUUCGAUCUUUUCGCCAUUGUCAUGACUGGCAAGAUGGGAAAAGAUGAAAUUGCCUGCUCUUUCAAGCAAAUUCUGAGUGGUGUGGCGUAUCUGCAUGGCAUGGGCCUCGCCCAUCGGGAUUUGAAGUUGGAUAACGUCGUGGUCAAUGAUCGCGGUAUCAUGAAGCUUAUUGACUUUGGCAGUGCUGUCGUAUUCCGCUAUCCUUUUGAAAACGACAUUGUUCCUGCUUCAGGUAUCGUUGGCUCGGAUCCCUAUCUUGCCCCAGAGGUCUACGACGAGAAGAAAUAUGAUCCUCGCCCCACGGAUGUUUGGUCGCUGGCGAUCAUCUUCUGCUGCAUGACUUUGCGCCGAUUCCCAUGGAAGCAGCCACGCAUGACCGACAACUCUUACAAGUUGUUUGUCUCCAACCCUUCUCCGGGAACCCCACUUGCUGAGUCCGACCCUCGCCGUCGGCCCAAGUCGACUCCUGAUCUUCCCUCCAGCGGCAACGAAAACAAGCGAUUGACUCCCCGCUCAAGUGGACCCUCUGAUCAGUCUGGUUCUGAGCAGAACGGGAACGGCAACAAGUCGGAACCCCAGGGUGAUGGUGAUCGGUCCCCCGACACCCCCACCGCUCAGAAGCAGAUCAGCCAGACCAGUGCCCAUACUAAUAGGCCCACUCGCACGACCAGCAAAGAAGCACCUCCUCUCCCCCCAGGUUCUUCUCAAUCCUCCGGUCAGCGCCCGGAAGUCAUCAAAGGGCCCUGGCGUCUUCUCCGGAUCUUGCCGCGGGAAAGUCGUUACAUCAUUGGCCGUAUGCUCAAGGUCAAUCCAAAGGAUCGAGCGACUCUCGAUGAGGUUCUGUCGGAUGAGUGGGUCAGAGGCAUUCACACUUGUCAGCAGGAUGGAACUGGAGAAGUCAUUAACGACCCCGGCCACACUCACGUUCUCGAACCCCCAUCUCAAAGCCCUGCCGUUGCCAGCAAGGGCGCCAAAGCCAAGUAA